GUGACAGCGACACCGGGUGGCCGCGGGUGGCAGCGCGCGCGCACACGCCCAGCGGGGCCGACAGACAGACACGCUGCUCGGCCUCCCCCGGCCGGCCGGCUGCCCCCGGCGUCGUGCAGCCGGAGAGUGAGCCUCCCCUGGGGUCCCUCCCCCGCAGCCCCUCUUCCUCCGCAGCCCGCGCCCGCCCGCCAUGCCGGGGCUCGCGCUCCUCGGGGCGCUGCUGCUCCUGGGCGCCUGUGCGCCCCCCGCCCGCGCGCGCCCGCCCAACGGCACGAGCGAGGCCCCGGGCCCGCUGCCCGCGCUGCUGGCGCACCUGCGGCGCCUGACCGGGGCGCUGAGCGGCGGCGGGGCACCGGGCGGGGGCGCCAACGGCUCGCGGCCGGCGGGCGGCGGCGACGGGGGGGGCGCGGCGGCCAGGGCGCCCCCGCCGGCCGAGCUGUGCCACGGCUACUACGACGUCAUGGGCCAGUACGACGCCACGUUCAACUGCAGCACCGGCUCCUACCGCUUCUGCUGCGGGACGUGCCACUACCGCUUCUGCUGCGAGCACCGCCACAUGCGCCUGGCGCAGGCCUCCUGCUCCAACUACGACACGCCGCGCUGGGCCACCACGCCGCCGCCGCGGGCGGGGGGCGCGGGGGGCGCGGGGGGCGCGGGCGGGGGCCCGGGCCCGGGCCAGGCGGGCUGGCUGGAGGGCGGGCGCGCGGGGGGCGCGGGGGCCCGCGGGGGCGAGGGCCCGGGGGGCAGCACGGCCUACGUGGUGUGCGGGGUCAUCAGCUUCGCGCUGGCCGUGGGCGUGGGCGCCAAGGUGGCCUUCAGCAAGGCGUCCCGCGCGCCCCGGGCGCCCCGGGAGAUGAACGUGCCCAGGUGUGUGAGCGCCCCGGACCGCGGGGCCCUGGUGGACAUUCUGAGGCACCAGGCAGGGCCUGGCACCCGCCCAGACCGGACCCGAAGCAGCUCCCUGACCCCGGGCAUCGGAGGUCCUGACAUGCCCCCAAGGACGCCCAAGACCCUCUACAACACCGUCAAGCCCACCAACCUCGAUAACCUGCACCACAACUACCUGCACCUGAGUGUGAACAGCCCCAAGCACCACGCUGCCACGCUGGACUGGCGAGCGGCCCCGCCGCCCAGCCCGUCCCUGCACUACUCCACGCUGUCCUGCUCGAGGUCCUUCCACAACCUGUCGCAUCUGCCCCCGUCCUAUGAGGCUGCAGUGAAGUCCGAACUCAAUCGCUACUCCUCACUCAAGAGGCUGGCCGAGAAGGACCUGGACGAGGCGUACCUGAAGCGCCGGCACCUGGAGAUGCCCCGCGGGACGCUGCCGCUGCACGCGCUGCGCAGGCCGGGCACGGGCGGGGGCUACCGGCUGGACGGCUGGGGCGGCCCCGACGAGCGCGAGCGCGAGCGGCCGCGCCGGGUCAUGUCGCAGGAGCACCUGCUGGACGGCCGCGCCCGCUACGAGUUCACGCUGCCCCGCGCGCGCCUCGUGUCGCACGAGCACCUGCUGCUGGCCUCGCCCGACGGCCUGCGCCAGAGCCGCGAGCACCUGCUGUCGCCCCCGCGCAGCCCCGCGCUGCCCCCCGAGCCCCCGGCCGCCGCCCGCGCGGGCCUGGCCGCCUCGCACUCCAACCUGCUGCUGGGGCCCGGCGGCCCCCCGACGCCGCUGCAUGGGCUGCACGCGCACCACCGGCUCGGGCUGCACGGCUCCCCGCAGCCCGCCUGGGGCGCCGACACGCUGGCCCGCAGGCCGCCCUUCCAGCGCCAGGGCACGCUGGAGCAGCUGCAGUUCAUCCCCGGGCACCACCUGCCGCAGCACCUGCGCACAGCCAGCAAGAACGAGGUGACCGUCUGAGGACGGCGGGCGGGCCUGUCCCUGUCCUCGCCGAGCCCCCUUCCCAUGACGUCCUGCAGAGGAAGGGGGCCCCGGGGCCACCGCCCUGCCGGGGCUGCGACCGGCCGUCCUGCCGCCGUGUCAGCCCGGAGCCUGGACCUGUGCCUGCACCCUGAGCCGCCAGGCUUCCCCCUGGCUGUGGCAGCAUACGGGGCCACGCGUCCCUACGAUGCCGCCCUCGCUCCUGUGAGGCAGCCCGGACGCCGCCGCCGUGCGGGAAGCAGAGGCUCCUUCCUGUGAGGUCACAGCAGACAUCUUCCCCUGUCGCCAUCCCCUGAAACAAAGGCCCCUUCCCGUGAGGUCACCGCAGAGAGGAAUUCCCCCCUUGUGACGUCACCCCUGGCACCCAAAGGCUUCUCCGGGCACCAGGGUGACCAGGAGCACAUUUCACAGCCAGUGCGCAUCCCGUCCGGGAUGUCACCAUCACGGACAAAGCCACCUCCCAGGGGCAGAGUCGCCCACGGUGUCCUCACCAGACCCAAGGCCUCCUCCUUCCUGUGAUGCUGUCGCCACAGAAGGUGCCUUGCCCAGAGAGACUGUGCCUCUUCCCGCGAUGUCAGCGCUGGCAUGGCAGCCCACUGGCGCGGCGGCUCUAGGGCGUGGCCUCCGGGGGGCGUCACAGCCGCCGCUGUGCCACCAGAAGGCA
Molecule: messenger RNA, 2540 nt
Organism: Erinaceus europaeus (western European hedgehog)
Lineage: Eukaryota; Metazoa; Chordata; Mammalia; Eulipotyphla; Erinaceidae
Gene: SHISA7
Product: shisa family member 7
Exons: 6
Coding region: 191-1855 (554 amino acids)
Biological process (GO): regulation of AMPA receptor activity; regulation of short-term neuronal synaptic plasticity
Cellular component (GO): postsynaptic membrane; dendritic spine membrane; postsynaptic density
Source: RefSeq, a predicted model, not a curated record